UCGUCGUGAUAAGAACAGAAUAAAAAAUUAAAAACGGAUGCGGAUUACGGAUUACGGGAUACGAGUACGACGACUUUUCCCAAUUUCACACCAUUUGUACACUGGGGUGACUUCGAAAUGUGGUACGAAGCCUUACCGUCCGCCAUCAUCGUGUACGUGCUGUUGAGCGUACCCGACGCGUUCAACUCCCUCUCAAAUAAAUUGAUAUACAAGAAUGUUUACAGACGUGAUAUUAGUCAACCUUGGCUUCAAAGAUAUUAUGCCAGAGACUGGGAAUUAACUGGUGAUCCCUACAAAGCACAAGGCCUUGAAAGUUUACCCAGUAAGCCUACCGUUACUGGAAUUGAUUGGCAUAAAUAUGGAAAAGGACCAAAUCACUCAUUCUAUGGAACUAAAAUUUAAUAAUGUAUGAAUUGUAGCUAUAAUAAAUAUUUUAGAAAGUUGUUAAUGGAAAUUGUGAAACCAUAUAUCUUGCUAAUUAUAAUUAAUAAAUAUGUAACAUAAUAUCUAAAUAUAUACUUGGUGUAUUUUAAUA
Myzus persicae (green peach aphid) is the source of this 535-nucleotide messenger RNA. RefSeq lists its product as uncharacterized. Bases 118 to 402 code for a protein of 94 amino acids. Lineage: Eukaryota; Metazoa; Arthropoda; Insecta; Hemiptera; Aphididae. The record is from RefSeq and is a predicted model, not a curated record. The transcript is spliced from 3 exons.